Molecule: messenger RNA, 1440 nt
Organism: Chanos chanos (milkfish)
Lineage: Eukaryota; Metazoa; Chordata; Actinopteri; Gonorynchiformes; Chanidae
Gene: aadac
Product: arylacetamide deacetylase
Exons: 5
Coding region: 58-1290 (410 amino acids)
Cellular component (GO): membrane
Molecular function (GO): carboxylic ester hydrolase activity
Source: RefSeq, a predicted model, not a curated record
GCUGUCAGGGAGUUUGUUACUAUACUUGUCUAUUAGUUAUAGAGGACUCUCGCCAAAAUGAGAUCGAAAGGAAUAUUUUUACUACUAUUACUGGGAGCUCUAACAUCCUAUUACGUUUAUUCGCCAAUUCCAAAUGACAUAGAGGAGAAGUGGAAGCUAAUGUUUACUGACUGUUUCUUCAGAAGUUUAAGCAACCUGGCAGAUUUAAGUGAAUUGGUGGGCCUAAAGGAUUACAUGGGUGUGAUGAUGUUCAUCACGUUUGCAGAGCGAGUAGUACCGCUGUCCGACGAGCGCGUGCAAGUAACAGAGGAGAUGUUUGAUGGGGUGGAGGUGGUGGUGUAUCAACCAAGUCAGCAGGGUGGUGUGGGUGAACUGCGGAGAGCUGUCAUUUACCUUCAUGGAGGAGGAUGGUGUCUUGGCAGCUCCAGAAUGGGCCCAUAUGAUUUCCUGUCUAGGAAGAUGGUUACAGACCUUGGUGCAGUGGUGGUGUCAGUUGAGUACCGUUUGGCUCCUGCUCACCACUUCCCUGUGCCAUUUGAAGAUGUUUACCGUGUAGUAAAGCAUUUUCUACAGCCUGUUGUUCUGGCCCGCUACCACGCAGAUCCAGGACGGAUUGCUGUGUCAGGAGACAGUGCAGGAGGUAACCUGGCAGCUGCAGUGUCUCAGAAGUUACUUCAGGAGCCUGAGCAAGAGGUACAGUUGAAGGCCCAAGCACUCAUUUACCCAGUCCUGCAGGCUCUAGAUCUGAACACACCCUCUUACCAGCAGAACCAACACAUGCCCAUCCUGCCCCGCACGCUCAUGGUGCGCUUCUGGAGCGAGUAUUUCACCAGUGACAAGGCGCUCUUUCAUGCCAUGAUGGCUAACACACACAACAGUCCUGAGUCAGCUGCCCUCCUCAAGUUUGUCAACUGGAGCUCUUUCUUGCCUGAGCCAUACCGCCAGGCAUACAACUACAGAGCACCACCUGUGGUCGCCACUGGAAUGCACAGACCCUCCAACAAUCUGUCCCAUUCCAUCGCUGACCCGCGGGCAUCCCCACUGCUGGUGCCCGACACAGCCUUGCAGCACCUGCCCAAAGCAUAUGUUCUUACGUGUGAAUAUGACGUGUUGCGGGAUGAUGGUGUGAUGUAUGUUACACGUCUGCGUCGUGCUGGGGUUGAGGUCACGCAUGAACAUUAUCCAAGCGGUUUCCAUGGUGCUUUAAUGUUUACUUUGUGGCCCACCGACUUUGAAAUUGGACACAGAAUGUUGGGCAACUACGUAAAGUGGUUAAAGGAAAACUUGUGAAAUAACAAGCAAUUGAGUUACAUUCCAUCAUUUCUCCUCUGGUUGCUAGUGCCAGGGCUGUUCUUAGAUGUUCAACAAAGAAUUUGUUUUUCUUUUUUUUGUGCAUCUGUUUUAUUUAAAGAUUGUUGUCUGUUUUUGUUGUUCACACGG